Paralichthys olivaceus (Japanese flounder) is the source of this 2604-nucleotide messenger RNA. It is a transcript of the gene vsig10l, whose product is annotated as V-set and immunoglobulin domain containing 10 like. Gene Ontology annotation, molecular function: protein binding. The record is from RefSeq and is a predicted model, not a curated record. Lineage: Eukaryota; Metazoa; Chordata; Actinopteri; Pleuronectiformes; Paralichthyidae.
ACGCGCCUGUCAGCUGCAGCUCGGGAGCGCGCAGGAGGACACAGGUGUUUCAGUCGCUAAUGUCUCAGACACGGGGGACAAUCAUUCAGCAGCAGCAGAGUGUUAAUGUGCAGGAGAUCGAGCUGAUAAACUCAGGCUGUGCUCUCGGUUCUCUUCCCUCUCACUGACAUGACUCCUCCGGAUGAAUCCGGGACCUUCGCUGCGCUUGUUCUGGUCCUUUCACUGAGCGUUUCUUUUCAAGGUGCACACUGCCAACUGGUGGUGGCUCGUGUGGGCCCCAAAUUGGUGAAUGCAAGAGCCGGCAGCAAUGUGACUCUGGCUGUCCUCUUCGGUGGGGCCACUGACCCAGCGGUCACCUGGUUAAAGGGAGAAUUACCCGUCCUCACGUGGACCAUUGGCUCCAGUGCUGCAGCAGACAUCGGCCCAGAAAACAAGGGGGUGCUGAUGAUCGAGGAGGACGGAUCUCUUACCUUUGUGAAUGUGCCGCUCGACCACGCUGGUAACUACACCAUCGAACUGACAAAGUCUGGGCUGGGUAAAGCUGUGGCCACUUUCACUCUGAAAGUAUUUGAAAACUUUGAGAAUGUAAAGCUGACGGUGCAGCCUGAUCUCCUCAAAGAGGGAGCUGGAAGCUUCCUCCUGCAGUACAGAGUGUUGAAAGGAGAGGUUGAGCAGCAGAGGUGGUUCUUCAACGGCACAGAGAUAAAGACCAGCUCACACUACACGGUGAACGACAGGAGCCUGGAGAUACUCGACCCAAACCGAAAUGACACAGGGCGGUACACAGUGGUACUGACCAACCCCCUCAGCCGCGCGGAAGCUCAUGUGAAUAUCACCGUGCUGUAUGGACCAGACGAGCCCAGACUCGAGGCCCGUCCGGCGCAGCCUUUCUACGUACCCGGGGACUCUCUGAGCCUCGUCUGCCAGGCGGGCGGAUCCCCACGGCCCACUGCUCAGUGGGUCUUUGCCGACCUGACCCUCUCUGACUCUGGAGUCCUGAAUCGAACAGAUGUUCAGAUCAGCCAAGGAGGUGUUUAUACUUGCAAGUUAACCAACCAGCAGACAAAAGAACAGCAGCAGAAGAGCAUGACUUUAAAUGUUUAUGAGAAGCCGCCGGGCGACCCGAUAUGUUCUGUACAGUCGGUGAAUGUGAACGCAGCCCUGCAGUAUCACUGUCAGUGGCCGGGGGGAACGCCACUGGCUAAUCUGUCGUUCCCAGCACUGAGCAACAGCAGCAGUGGAGCGGGAAACUUCAGCUUGACUGUCACCGCCUUGGCCAACUUAAAUGGGAAAGCUGUCACAUGCAAGGCAGCCCACCCAGUUCAACAGAAUAAGUGCAAUAUUACAGCAAGUCAUCCUGUGGAGUUCCUCCCAGCUGUGAGAACCUCACUCGACUCUCAGGGCAAAAUAGAGGUCGCUGUGCACUGUGUGAGUGAGGCCUCGCCUCCGGCUGUGGUGUCAUGGUCCAAAGGCAGCGAGGCCAUCGCCAACGGGACAGCGCACGAGAUCAGCAGUGACACCACACAGCUCAAGAUUCUCGGUUACAAUGUCAGCAACUUUAUCCAGCAAAAAUACAUCUGCACCUGCCGCAACCCACUGGGCAGCCAGAGGGGGGAAAUCCAGUUACAAGGACCGUCCAUCUCAGAUUUCAGUUUGUUCCCAAAUCCCGAAGGAACCAUCGUCACAUUGACCUGGGAGGUCCCGCCCACCUCCGUCGUUACAGGGUUCAACAUCCAAAUGAAAGGACCAAAGCUCCAGAGCGAAAAGCAUAAUGGCACCGAAUCGAGAGGCGCCUCAAACAGUUAUCGUACCAUCCAAAAGAAACUUGGCUCCAUUCGGAGCACAGACGUUUUGGCCCUCGAUCCAAACUUGUCGUACCGGUUUCGAGUCAUCCCCCUAGCUCGUUCGACUGAGGGGAAGCCUUCUGAUGUCCGCAGACUCGGCCCAGGAGAAGGGCUGAGUGGUCCUGCCAUCGCUGGGAUUGCAGCUGGAAUCCCCUGCAGCCUUCUCUUCCUGGCCCUGCUGGGCGGCUCCAUCUACCUGUGUGUCUACUGGAACAUGAACAAAAGUCAGCAGGCGAGAUACCCGGUGACCAGAGCCGUCGAGAAGGCAAUAACAACCCAGUCCGAGAUGACUCCUCAUCACCUGCUGACCGGAGGACUCAAGUCUCCCCCUGAUUACAACAAAUUACAGCAGACUCCCUCUGAACGAUCGGGGGCUCUCCCCACGUUCGUCCCUCCGCCGCCCACCAGAGUCGCCACAACCGUCUGAACUGAAGUAUUUGUGUUGAUGUGUGUAUUAAUUCUGUACAGAUUUUAUAUAUUUGUAUCAUUACUUUAACUGAUUUAAAUGUUCAUUGUGUAACAAUAUUUAUUGUAAGUUUUUACAUAUAUUUAGCUUAAUAACACAACUUGUCUCCCUUCUAUUUAUCCCAACGUAACAUCUUAUCAGGAUAUAAUUCAAAACACAACUUAACAAUACCGAUUUCAUGCCCCAGGUCACUUAGUGAUAUUCAACUGAAUAUUUUAUAUGUCCCCCUUUGGUAUUUAUUUUUUAUUGAAUUGCAUGUCAUAAUUCUUAGUUAAAUCAAUGUAUUACUUCACA